AUGGCGCGCACCAAGGAAGACGUUGUCGCGACAUCGCCUCGUGUCGCCAAGUCUGCUGCCGGCAUCAGCAAAGAUACAGAAACCCCAGUAAAGCGCGGUCGUGGUAGACCUCGCAGCGCCGUUCCCAAGCCCGCCUACGUCCCCAGCGGUCGUCCCCGUGGCCGUCCCAAGGGAAGCACCAAGGCCUCGAGCGCGAAGAAGGCUGCUCUCGGAGAAGCAGUUGGCCUCACCAAGAAGGCCGCAUCAACGGAUGCCUCUGGCGCUAAGCGAGGACGUGGUCGACCUCGCAAAGUUGCCCAACCCGAAGCCGAAGGCGAAUCUACAACCCCGAAGUCUGGCAAGAAGCGUGGCCGGCCAAGCAAGAAUGCCACCGAGAGCCCGGCUGCCCAGGAUGUGGCUGAGGACGACAACAAGGAAUCCGAGCCCGUGGAGGCUGCUGAGCCCGUGGAGGAUGCCAACGCCGAUGAUGAAUCGGAUGGUGACAUUCCCACAGCUGGCCAAGAGGAAUCGGCCGAUAAGGAGUUGCCGGAUGAUGACUUGUCCAACUAG
This is a messenger RNA of Fusarium keratoplasticum, 549 nucleotides long. RefSeq lists its product as uncharacterized. Gene Ontology annotation, cellular component: chromatin; nucleus. The record is from RefSeq and is a predicted model, not a curated record. Gene Ontology annotation, biological process: regulation of DNA-templated transcription. Bases 1 to 549 code for a protein of 182 amino acids. Gene Ontology annotation, molecular function: transcription coregulator activity; DNA binding. NCBI's taxonomy places the organism in Eukaryota, Fungi, Ascomycota, Sordariomycetes, Hypocreales, Nectriaceae. The transcript is spliced from 3 exons.